Messenger RNA from Saccostrea echinata, 2222 nucleotides. Its product is annotated as methylcrotonoyl-CoA carboxylase beta chain, mitochondrial-like. NCBI's taxonomy places the organism in Eukaryota, Metazoa, Mollusca, Bivalvia, Ostreida, Ostreidae. Gene Ontology annotation, biological process: L-leucine catabolic process. The record is from RefSeq and is a predicted model, not a curated record. Bases 57 to 1742 code for a protein of 561 amino acids. Gene Ontology annotation, molecular function: methylcrotonoyl-CoA carboxylase activity. Gene Ontology annotation, cellular component: mitochondrion; methylcrotonoyl-CoA carboxylase complex. The transcript is spliced from 17 exons.
CUUUAUGACUUUGGACAUAUCAGUGCCAAAUAAUUUUGUUUACAAAUGUGAAAAUCAUGUUGCGGAGAUACAUUUUAUCGCUUGGGUCAAGAGAGAUAGUAAAAUGCCAUAAGCGUUUGUUGAAUUUAGAUGCAGUUGCACCUAUUGGCACUACUCUUGAAAAAGAUGCAAGUUACAAGGAAAAUGCAGAUACAAUGCAAUCCCUUGUGGAAGACUUGAAAGCCAAAGUCAAUAAAAUCACACAAGGUGGAGGUGAAGCAGCUAGAAAGAAGCACACAGAUCGAGGGAAAAUGUUACCCAGGGACAGAAUUAACUCAUUGCUGGAUCCACAGUCUCCUUUCCUUGAGCUGAGUCAGUUGGCAGGGUACCAGUUGUACAGAGAGGAGGAGGUUCCUGCGGGGGGCAUCAUCACAGGGAUAGGUCGUGUGUCUGGAGUAGAGUGUAUGAUUGUAGCCAAUGACCCGACCGUCAAGGGUGGGUCAUACUACCCUGUCACAGUCAAAAAACACCUGAGGGCCCAGGAGAUUGCCCAGCAGAACCAUCUACCCUGUAUAUACCUAGUUGACUCGGGAGGAGCUAAUCUCCCCCGACAGGAGGAUGUUUUUCCAGAUAGAGAUCACUUUGGAAGAAUUUUUUUCAAUCAGGCCAACAUGUCCGCCCUCAAGAUACCUCAGAUAGCAGUAGUUUUAGGUAGUUGUACUGCUGGUGGAGCCUACGUCCCAGCCAUGGCAGAUGAAAGCAUCAUUGUCAAGAAGCAUGGGACAAUUUUCCUUGGAGGUCCUCCUUUGGUGAAGGCAGCGACUGGGGAGGAGGUAUCAGCCACUGACCUGGGAGGGGCGCAGCUACACUGUAGUAAGUCUGGGGUGACCGAUUACUUUGCUCAAGAUGACCUUCAUGCACUCCACCUGGCCAGACGAUGUAUAAAAAACAUCAACUAUACCAAGGACCCAAAGGUUACCAUAGAAACCCCUGAGGAGCCUAUCCACCCUGCUGAGGAAUUAUAUGGAAUUGUGGGAGCAAAUCUAAAGAAGACAUUUGAUGUUAGAGAGGUCAUAGCUAGGAUUGUUGAUGGAAGUAAAUUUGAUGAAUUUAAAACAAUGUAUGGUGAAACAUUAGUUACAGGUUUUGCUAGACUAUGGGGAUACCCUGUGGGAAUUCUGGGAAAUAACGGAGUGCUCUUCAGUGAAUCGGCAUUAAAGGGAACACACUUUAUAGAACUUUGUUGUCAAAGAAACAUACCUCUUAUAUUUCUUCAGAACAUAACUGGUUUUAUGGUUGGUCGAGAUGCUGAGGCAGGGGGUAUAGCCAAGCAUGGAGCUAAAAUGGUAACAGCUGUGGCCUGUGCUAAAGUACCUAAAUUUACUGUGAUAAUAGGAGGCUCCUACGGAGCAGGGAAUUAUGGGAUGUGUGGCAGGGCAUACAGUCCCCGAUUCCUGUAUAUGUGGCCCAAUGCCAGGAUUUCUGUGAUGGGAGGGGAGCAGGCUGCCAGUGUUUUAGCUCAGAUCACACGAGAACAGAGGAUAAAGGCUGGGAAAGAGUUCACACCAGAUGAGGAGCAAUUAAUAAAAGUCCCAGUGAUAAAGAAAUAUGAAAAGGAAGGUCAUCCAUAUUAUGCCAGUGCCAGGUUGUGGGAUGAUGGCAUUAUAGACCCUGUAGACACACGUACUGUGUUAGGACUCAGCAUCAGUGCUUCCCUGAAUGCUCCUCAACAGAAUACACAAUUUGGAGUCUUCAGGAUGUGAAGGACACUCUACUUCUCAAUGAAUAGUGGAACAAUAAGAAUUGUCUUGAUAAACAGUCUAGAAAGUGCAGGGCAUUUGUGUGUGUAGCCAAAAGUCAUUGUGAAAAUUUAAGUAUUGCUGUUGUAUUUUAAAUUGUUUGGUAAAGUACUAGUGUAUUGUGGAGAAGAAAUUCAGACUUUAGCAGGAUAUGUUUGCUGUAUUUUUGACGAACAUUAAAACUAUCAUCUUAGGAGAAGAAAUUAUUUAUGUGUGAUGUUUAGAAUACUCAAAGGAUGGAUCAGUUUAAAUUCAAUGUGUACAUGUUCAGCACCUGACAGACAUUUAUACAUUAUAUUGAUAGUAAUAUGAAUUUUUGUUUGACAGUAAAGUAAAUCAGGUAUUGAUUUAAGAAAUGAAUAUAAUUUUUGAUGAGAAAAUGAACUGUUUUUUAAAUGUAAAGAAUCUUAGAAAAAAGGAAAUUGGAAAAGUAAAUAUAAAUGA